AUGAGUAACGAUCAAUGUCAGUACUUCCAUAUCUUAUCUCUUGCACAAUCUCUAACCUCUUUGAUAGUUCUUGAAGAAAUUUGGCUAAAACACUCUCAGGUUGCUGUCACAGGUGCCCAAUACAACUCUGGUGAACAUUUGCCCCACCCGAAAUGUUUGAAAGGGACCCGAGUUAAUCUCCUCAAAUACAUCCAUGAAUUAUUGGAUGACUCAGAGAAAAAUCAACUGUUUUGGCUGCAUGGCAUGGCUGGUGUCAGAAAGUCUGCCAUUGCAUUUACAGUUGCUGAAACCCAUGAGAGGUCUAAAAUGGGAACAUUCUUUUUCUUGCACAAGCACGCAAAACAUUGCACGACUGGAUAUUUCUUUGCGAUGGUUGCCUACCAGCUUGCCACCAAUUUUCCAAGCAUCCAGAUGGAUGUGAGCAGAGCGAUCCACAACAAUCCUGCACUACUAAACCCAGAUAUGCCUCUAUGCGACCAGAUGGAAGCUCUCUUUCUCCAACCCCUCUGGAAACUUCGACUCAGAUUUCUGGGAUGUCUGCCUUUGUCGUUUGUUGUCGAUGUGCUUGAUGAAUGCACAUCUAAACCUGAGAUUACUUAUCUCAUUCUUUCCCUCGCACAGGCUCUUUGUGAGCCUGACCUUCCUGUGACCCAUAUUCUGCUCACAAGUCGCUCAGAAUCCCAUAUCCAUAAAGCCUUCCAGAAUGAAGAGGUGCGCCUGUUGGUGUGCGAGAUACCCGUGAGAACUUCUGGGGAUGGUAUUUCAUUGGAUGGCAUAGAUGUUGAUGACAACAUCUGUACUUUCUUGCAGCAUUCCUUUGAAGAGCUGGAAAGUCACCAUCCCGAUUUCCCUAAGCUAUUGAUAAAUGAUCUUGCAAAGCUGGCAAGCCGAGCGGGCAGACAUUUCGUUGUAGCAUCUAGAUGA
Molecule: messenger RNA, 924 nt
Organism: Suillus fuscotomentosus
Lineage: Eukaryota; Fungi; Basidiomycota; Agaricomycetes; Boletales; Suillaceae
Exons: 2
Coding region: 1-924 (307 amino acids)
Source: RefSeq, a predicted model, not a curated record